Messenger RNA from Komagataella phaffii GS115, 2973 nucleotides. RefSeq names its product Putative metalloprotease. Lineage: Eukaryota; Fungi; Ascomycota; Pichiomycetes; Pichiales; Pichiaceae. The transcript has a single exon. The coding region runs from base 1 to 2973 and encodes 990 amino acids. Gene Ontology annotation, biological process: proteolysis. The record is from RefSeq and is a predicted model, not a curated record. Gene Ontology annotation, molecular function: metalloexopeptidase activity.
AUGAGCAAUUCAAGUCCCAAAGAGCAGAACGCUGCCGCAGACUUGCAGUCCUUCAGGAAUGGAGAGCCCUCCUUAACUUAUACUUCAAACCAUGACAAUGACGAUGCAGAUGAAUCUGCCAUCAUUGACGAUGACGAAGAUGAGGAGGCACACCAACAAGAAGGAAACACCCAAAACCAAGGGGAGCAGUCACCCGUCCGACAACAACAGGACACAGCAUCGUUAGAUUCUUUCUCUAGUCAACCAAGCUUAUUUGUUCGAUUCAUAAGAUCCACUUUUGGGUUCAGGAAGACUACCUUGACCCUUGCAGUAGUCCUUUCUUAUCUCUUCGUUAUAUUGGUCAAUGCAGCAUUUGAGAAACAGAGCCUUGUCAUUGAGUCACCCGAGCCCGCUAUUCUCACUAAAGCAUGGACAGAUUUACAGGUCAUAUCCAAAGACAUCCAUCCGUUCGACUCCAAAGCCAACGAUGAAGUGCACGAUUACAUUUUAGAGAGAACCAGAAGUAUUGCUGCUACAAAACCUUACAUUGAAGCCAGAGGGGAUAAUAGCACUGUCAUGUUCAACCAGCCAGAUUUAUUCAAUAGCUCUUCAUCAACGAACAGGAUAAUCUAUUUUGAGAGUACAAAUGUAUUGGUGCGUGUCAAGGGAACUGACCCUUCUCUAGAGGCAUUGCUAAUCAGUGCUCACUAUGAUUCAGUAUCUACCAGCUAUGGAACUACAGAUGAUGGAAUGGGUAUUGCAUCCAUGCUGGGAAUUUUGGAACAUCUGGCUGAUAAGAAAACUGAACGCCCAAAGAGAGAUAUUAUCUUUAAUUUUAACAAUCACGAGGAAAUUGGCCUCUUGGGAGCUUCUGUGUUCUUUGAACACCCAUGGAGCGACAAGGUGAAAUAUUUUGUCAACCUUGAAGGAACUGGUACUGGAGGAAGAGCUGUCUUGUUCAGAGCUACUGAUACUGGAAUUAUUAGUCACUACAGCAAUGUGAGGUCCCCAUUUGCUAAUUCUUUCCUGCAACAAGCUUUCAACGGUGGCAUGAUUCAUAGUGAAACUGACUAUAGGGUGUACGCAGAGCAUGGCCUGCGAGGAGUUGAUAUUGCUUUCUACAGACCAAGAAGUUUGUAUCACACUCGUAGAGAUUCGAUCAAAGGUGCAAAUAGAGAGUCUUUAUGGCACAUGGAGUCAAACGCGUUGGAUCUUGUUUUAGAUUUGGGAUACAAUAGUAUCGAUGAGGACUUAUCACCCAGCAUAUUUUUUGAUGUCUUGGGGCAGCAAUUUGUUUACUUCUCGCUUGACAAUCUUUACAUUCUUAAUAUAAGCCUGUUGGUGUUAAUUCCAGUCUUAUCUAUUGUUUUGUUACUGAUUGUGAAGAAGAGACACACAUGGCACAUUUAUUCGACAAGAGGGUGGCUUAGAUUCCCUAUAACUACUGUGUUUUCAAUAACAUUUGUGACUCUUGUCGGUAGAUUCUUUUUGUUCCAUGAUGCCAUGAUUAUAUCGAGAAACUGGUUCACCCCAUUAAUUGCCUUGACGAGUCUCUUCCUGAUUGUUAGUUACAUCGGACUUAACUUUGCUAACUGGGUAGUACCAAUCCAUGAUCAAAAACUGGCGAUUCUACUCGAGUUAAACUCAUUGCUUUGGAUAGCUACUCUAUGGGCAACGGUGGAGAUCAAGAGAUAUUCGAACGUGGGGAACUAUGCUAUUACUAUUUACUACAUUUUGGCUUCGCUCUCCUCAUUAUUUGGGCUACUAGCUUUAGCUCUGAAACCAAGACAACGUAUUGAACUUCCUGAAGAUUUGGACGAAGAAGGAGAUAAUACGAGGGGUGUUCAACAGCGUCUAAAAGAGGCUGCCUUGAAGUCAUUUAGUUAUGACUGGUCCAUCCAAUUUUUACUCCUGGUACCAAUAUGGUUACUUGUAACUUAUUCCUUUGGUGGACUGGGGUUGGAGGCUAUUAACCAAACCAUUCAAGAGAGCAACGCCUUAGGGGAAAUAUCUUUCAAGUUUCUGGGUGCUGUGGCAGUUUUAUUGGGUUUGAGUGUAUUACCGUUUGUUCACAAGUUGAAUGCCGCUUUAACUGUGCUGCUUGCUGUUACUUGUGCCAUUAGCAGUUUUGCGACCUUAGUUGGCCCGGUUUUCGAUUAUCAGCAUCCAUUGAAACUGCGUUUUGUUCAACAGGUCACGCGAGCCGGAGAGACUCAAGUCAAGGUAUUUGGAAAGCAUGGCUUUAUUGAGCCAGUUAUAAAUGAUCUCCCUUCUGUGAAACAGCUCAAACGCAACUACACAUGUACAGAACUUUCUGAUGGUAAUGGACAAUGUGUUUACGACGGACAAAGACCAUGGCUGGUAGACGGUAGUGCAGUUCAAAAUGAGUUUGAGAAUUUGCUAACUGUAAAAGUUUUGAGUGACACUAAUACUGGAAAGACUCGUUACGUUCCGUUUGAUAGUGAUCUUGAGAUAAAGGCCGUUCAGAGUAGACACUGUCUUCUUCUUUUCAAUACAACGACGUUUCAUAGCGGUAAUGGUGUCGACAAAUACAAGAAUGCACCCGUGAAACAAGUGAGUCUCUACCACAAGUUACAAAAUAACACCAGGCCUGAAAUGAAGGAUAAUUUUGCGCUUAGUUUUGUUCCUUCAGGUCAUAGUGUUGAUGAAAAUGGAACAGAUAUUUACAGAUUGAAUCAAGGUAUUGACGAGUUUCUAGUUGACAAGACUGAAUGGAAUCAAGAUACCUUUCACGUUGGAAUCGAAUGGCUCUAUGAUUGGAGUGAGGAAUCUGAUGGAGAUAAAAGAGAUAGAAAUCUCGGGGUCACCGUCAGGUGUUAUUACGGAGAAUACGAUGCCGUUAGCGUAAUUGACGGAGAAGCAAAACGCAAGAUCCCAGCUUUGGAUGAACUACUACAGUACGCACCUGUAGAUGUGGAGAUUUCAAACUUGGAUCGCGGACUGGCGUACCUAGAACAAUAUGUUGAACUUUAA